AUGACCAGCACUUGGUCUCCCUCCUCCUUUCUCGCUAUGGCCGCUCUCAAGAUUGUCCCUGGACAAAGCGGCUACAUGAAUUUGACAUCGACAGAACGAGACACCAUCCAGCAUGUGGAACGGUUUGGGGCCUCCCUGAGCCUGGUGGGGGUUUCCUUCAUCUUUUGGGCUUACUGGAUGUUUAAGCGGGUUCGGACGGUACCCAACACUUUUAUCCUCUUUGCUUCCAUUGCGAACGUUGGGGCCAGCAUCGCCUGCUUGAUCGGCUAUGCUGGAAUAGUCGCCGGGGAUGACUCUGGGCUAUGUAAAGUUCAAGCGUUUUUGCUGGAGAUGUUCAUGCAGUCGGAUCCUUGGUGGUCGCUUGCCAUGGCUGUCAAUGUGUACAUGGUUUUUUUCAUGGCAUACAACCCGAACAACUUUCACAGACAUCUCUGGAUGUACUGUGUCGUUUGCUUCGGUGUUCCCGCCGUCCCGGCAGUUGUCAUGUUAUUCCAUCGGCCUGGCGAUGUGCACAUGUACGGGAACGCAACACUGUGGUGCUGGAUUGCCGACGCGUACAAUCAGCUGCGCAUCUUUCUCUACUACCUACCAAUCUGGACUUGCAUCGCGCUGUCUGCUCUCAUCUACGUGGCAGUCGGCUACCAUGUGUUUCACCAGCGUAACCAGUUGAGGAACCUCACACUGAGCAACCAGGCCAAGGACGCCUCCGGCACCGACCUCAGAGGAUCAGCGGAAAAGGAACCCCAACUCGACGACAGAAGAGGCGCAUGCUAUGGCACCGUGACGACCGAGGUCCAAGUGACAGCCGAAGCGGCAGAGUGCUCCUCGCACGCCUCGACCUUGACGGAUGGCACUCACGACCAGCAGCACGAAGCGACCCCGCCCUCGACACCCACCGGCGCGUCAAGCAUCACACCUGUCCUACCGCCCGCCCACCGCCAUGCCAUGGCCACCGCCCCUCAGCCACCAGCCGCCACCCUCCACCCGUGGGUAUCGCCCGCCGAGUCCCUCGACUCCGACGACUUUGGGAGAUCGCCCACCUCGCACUCGUGCUCUCGAACCCAGCACUCGAACCCGUUCAAGACUAUCUCGAGCGUUUCCUCUGCCCCAAGAUGCCGGUCCGCCUCUGUCGCGAAUGUCAACAGGCAAAAUUGGUUGAAGACCAGGUUUGACCACGUCGGUCAGGCGUGGAAGAAGUUUCGGUACAAGCUUGUCAACCUGGACCCGAUCAAGCUGGCCUAUCUCCGGACCUCGUUUGUUUUUGCAAUCUCAGUGCUCGUGACGUGGACGCCGAGCAGUAUCAACCGCGUUUACGCUCUCAUGUACCCAGCUACGACGAGCUACUCGCUCAAUCUUGCUUCUGCCGUCGUGUUGCCGCUUCAAGGGUUGUGGAAUGCCGUUAUUUUUGCGGCGACUAGCUGGGCUGUGUUGGCGGAGGAGUUUAAGACUUUGUGGAUCAGGUCUGGGGUGAGGAUACCGGGACGGUGGCAGGAGGAACAACAGGAAGGGGGGGCGGUGGUGGAUAGGGAAGGGGUGGAAGGCUUUAAGAUGGCUUGGCACCAGAAUGGGAGAGGGAGGGUUAGUCACGAGGAAGGGGACGAUGGGGAUGAUGUGUUGGUGCCGCCGGAGAGGGUGUUUAGGGAACGGCAUGGGAGUGUGGCGGGUGGGUUUGAUGGUGGGGGUGGGAGUAGACGGCCGUCAGAGUAUGGGAGUCGAAGACCGUCGGAGUAUUUGGUGCCACCUUUGGGGGGGCCGGGGAGUCCGAGGGCUGGGCAGGGGCAGGUCAGGGUUAUUAGAGGAGGUUCUUUAUGAUAGGGCGAGGGUAGGUGGUCAGCGACCACGCGCGGAUGGGUGGACGAGCCUUUUCGAGUAAUGACGAGGAUGGCCUUGUCGAUCGACAAGGUGAAGGCGGGCACACCACCUGCUGGCUCAUCCCCGGGGUUCUUACUUUUUCUACAGGCCGGCCUGUAUGUUUGUCAUGUCUUGUUCUGAUGGCAGAUGACGGUAGUGUGAGCGGGGCGUCAUGAGUUUGUUUUACUAUACCCAGGACAGGUUGUUAAUUUCGGCGUGAGGAUGGGUGGAGUUUGGGGAAUGUUGAAUGAUGUAUACCAAGGGGAUGGGAGCUUUGUGACGGAUGAUGAGGCGGGUUAGACAGCUCGUCAGUGUGUACCUACACCAUGCAGUCUUCUGUUACAUAUGAGACCUGAAUGAUUCUGCCAGGUCUGCUCGGAUGCUUCGUCCUCAUGACCCGACCACGUACUGUGGUUUUGCCAGGCGCUCUGCGUUUCAUCACUGUUCGUGUCUUUGGAGUAGCUCACCAUCAGCAUCAUUGAUGAAUGUGUGAUAUUAAGCUCGGCUUGCUUACUGGGUUUGACUGUUGUGUUUUAUGAGAUAAUCCAAGCCCCAAACUUUUGCUCGUGGGCGAUGAAGCAACGGACAAGAUGGGCUGA
Podospora pseudopauciseta is the source of this 2450-nucleotide messenger RNA. RefSeq lists its product as uncharacterized. The transcript is spliced from 4 exons. Gene Ontology annotation, biological process: cell surface receptor signaling pathway; adenylate cyclase-activating G protein-coupled receptor signaling pathway. Gene Ontology annotation, molecular function: G protein-coupled receptor activity. NCBI's taxonomy places the organism in Eukaryota, Fungi, Ascomycota, Sordariomycetes, Sordariales, Podosporaceae. Gene Ontology annotation, cellular component: plasma membrane. The coding region runs from base 1 to 1812 and encodes 603 amino acids. The record is from RefSeq and is a predicted model, not a curated record.